This is a messenger RNA of Daucus carota subsp. sativus, 1357 nucleotides long. Its product is annotated as L-Ala-D/L-amino acid epimerase. Lineage: Eukaryota; Viridiplantae; Streptophyta; Magnoliopsida; Apiales; Apiaceae. The transcript has 8 exons. Gene Ontology annotation, molecular function: racemase and epimerase activity, acting on amino acids and derivatives. The record is from RefSeq and is a predicted model, not a curated record. Bases 134 to 1291 code for a protein of 385 amino acids.
UAUUUUAUAUGAUAUAUAUAAGGGACUCGAAAAAUAAGAAGUUGAUGCUCAAGUUGUGGGUAAGCUCAAGUUGUGGAGUGUAGUGGAUACAAGAAGGGUGUUUCCUACAAAGUUUAUAGAUGCAUGUAAAGCGAUGGAAAUCCUUGUGACCGAUACAAGCUUCGCUGGGUUGAAAAAAUUAAUGGACACAUUCACAGUUAAUGUAAAAAGGGCGGAGCGAAGGGAAUUGAAUGUGUCCUUGAUUCAGCCUACUACUACUGCAACAUCAACGUAUGAAAAAGUUCAGAGUGUGGCUGUAAGGAUUGAAUUGAGUAAUGGGUGUGUUGGGUGGGGUGAGGCUCCUAUUCUUCGUCCUUUAACUGCCGAGGAUCCCGCCCUGGCAAUGGAAAAGGUGGCAGAGGCAUGUGAGUUUCUGAACACGAGUCCUGCUAUGACCUUGGGCUUAUUGGUGGGCGAGAUUGCUGGGAUUCUUCAUGGUUUUGAAUUUGCCGCGGCUAGGGCAGGGGUUGAGAUGGCUCUGAUUGAUGCAGUUGCACACAGCAUUGGCACACCUUUGUGGAGACUGUUCGGUGGAGUUUCCAACACAGUAACUACAGCCGUAACGAUUCCAAUGGUUUCUCCUUCACAAGCUGCUCAAUUGGCUUCAAACUAUGGCAAAAAUGGAUUCAAAACCUUGAAGCUCAAGGUGGGUAAGAAUUUGAAAGGAGACAUAGAAGUGCUCCAAGCGAUAAGAGCAGCCCACCCUGAUUGCUUGUUCAUUUUAGAUGCUAAUGAAGGUUACACCUCUACAGAAGCUAUCCAAGUUCUCGAGACACUGCAUGAAAUGAAGGUUACUCCAGUUCUCUUUGAACAGCCUGUUCGUCGGGAUGACUGGGAAGGUCUUGGUCGUGUUACUCGGAUCGCUAAAGAAAAAUAUGGGGUAUCUGUGGCCGCGGAUGAAAGUUGCCGUGUUCUAGCUGAUGUAGAGAAGAUAGUUAAAGGAAAUUUAGCUGAUGUCCUUAAUGUCAAGUUUGCCAAACAUGGGGUUAUUGGAGCCCUUAAAAUCAUCGAGUUGGCACGGGCAUAUGGAUUGCAUCUGAUGAUCGGUGGUAUGAUUGAGACUAGGCUUUCUAUGGGUUUCGCAGGUCACCUUGUCGCAGGGCUUGGAUGCUUCAAAUUCAUUGACCUAGAUGGACCACUACAUCUAUCUGAGGAUCCAGUUGUUAACGGUUAUGAAGUUUCUGGUCCGGUGUAUAAAUUCACAAAUGACAGCGGGAACGGAGGUUUCUUUGAUUGGGAUGACAUGGAGUAGUAGGUUAGAGCAGGAGCUAUGAUGGCUCUGAUUGAUGCAGUUUCUUAUAGUUCGCAAGCCUUUGCG